CCGCGCGCAAAUCAACCUACGACUGUCAUUUCUGAGUCAAGAUGGCGGAACAGAUGUACUCCUGUGCCGGGCCGUCCGUUUUCCGCGGAAAUUUCGGCAACAGCGUGAACAACAGGGGUCCUAGCGUCAGUUCGCCAGCACGAGCUGGACCAGUGCUAACUGAAGAUGAACAAGCUGGACCAGUGCUAACUGAAGAUGAACAGUGGGUUGUGAUGCAGCUGGCACAAGUCUUCCCUCACCUCAGUCAGCGGGCGUUACGAGCUGCCGUCACUGCAGACAACCAGGCAGAACUACUGGCAAGACAUAUCCUGCUGAACAGAUGCAUCGACAGUCUUCUGGACAAACAGGCCUCGCCUGUCAGUGUUUCUGACGGUAAGGAUGAUACUGAUGAUGACGAUGAUGUGCCAACAGGUGACUCCACUAUGGAGGACCUGCCUGAGGACAUCGUAGACCUGACCACGUACUCAGGAGUGGAGGUUGGGAACCAGGGAGACACUGUCAUAGAUGCAGACGCUCACGUUGAAAGAGUAGGAGUUGGAGCGAAGCCAAAGAAGUUGCUCCUCCCUGCGCCUGUUCUCAUUAAUGAUUCAUCUGAAGAGGAUGAUGAGAAUGGUGAUGACCGUGUUGUUAUUCCUGGUACCCCUGAGCUUGAAGAACCUGAACCAGACCCGCAGGAUACACCCCCUGCACCUGUAGCACAGCAGCCCCCAACAUUAGAACAACAACAGGCAGACACGGCCACACAAGUGCCCCCAACAUUAAAGCAGCAACAGGCUGACACAGCCACACAAGUGAUGGAGAUGUUCCCAGAUGUAGAGGCUGGCUAUGUGCGUGAGCUGGUGACCAGAUACUGGCACUUCCCACACCCACUCAAUGUUUGCUGUGACUAUCUACUGGAACAUCCAGACUAUCCCAAGGCCCCCAAGGUGCCACAACCUGCUGCCGCUGCUUCUAAAUCUCAGGACAAGACAAACCAGCCGGAUUACUUCAAGGAAUACUCGAGUCAAGUUUCUCACAUCUACCGGAAUCAGGUUCUAGCAACCCUGCAGAAUGAAUAUAGGAGGAUUUCAGUGAAGGACCUCCGAACCAUCCUGUGUUUCUACAAGUUCCAUUACGCUCCUGCCAAGAAGUUUAUUCAGGAGAACAUCCUUGCCAAGCUUCCAGAUGCACAAGUGAAUAGUCCCCAGCCUAGGGUGAACAAGAGACGAAGCCUGGAGACACAGAAUGGCCAAUGUGAUGAGGUUCAGGUUAGCCUGGAGGAUGAGAGAGGACCUCACCACACACGAACUUUCACUGUCCGCCUGCUGAAGCUGGUUCGUGUGAAAGGCACACUGGAUAAGAAGAACCUCUGCAAGGAAUUGAAAGAAGAAAUGGCCUUCGUGGAAGAGAGGACCAGACAGCAGAAGGAGGAAGCAGACCACCUCCUGGCCCUGCGUCUGAAUGAGGAACAGUAUGAGGCUGCGGGGCAGAUGAUCGAGUGUGGCUGCUGUUACGGCGAGGUGACCUUCGAAGACAUGGUGCAGUGUUACGACGGUCAUCUGUUCUGUGUCGACUGCCUCAAGAACUACACCAAGGAGAAGGUCUUCGGGUCAGGGCAGGCGUCCCUGAGCUGUAUGACUGACGGCUGUGACAGCACAUUUCCUAUGGGUCAGCUGGAGAAGGCCCUUCCAGAGAACAUGCUGAAGAAGUAUGAGGAGAGGCUGGAGGAGGAGAACAUCAACCUGGCAGGGCUGGACGACCUCGUACGGUGCCCCAGCUGUGACUAUGCUGCUAUCCUUGCGGAGGGAGACAAGGUUUUCCGAUGUCAGAACCCAGAGUGUAUGAAGCAAACCUGUCGCCACUGUAAGGAGGACUGGGCUGAGCACUUCGGCAUUCCCUGUAAGGAAGUGGAGAGGGCAGACGACACAAAAUUCAGGACAUCAAUAGAAGAGAAGAUGACGGAGGCUAAGAUCAGGACGUGUCACCAGUGCAAAGCCAGCUUCACCAAACAUGACGGCUGCAACAAGAUGACCUGCCGGUGCCUUGCUAAGAUGUGCUACGUCUGCCGUAAGCCCAUCAAGGAUUACAACCACUUCUGUCGCCACGCCAGGAACCCCGGGGAGCCCUGUCAGAUCUGCACAGCGUGUUCUCUCUGGACAAGUACAGAGGAGGAUGACGAAAGGGCUAUGGAGGAAAUUCAGAAGGCGGCGAGAGAACAGAAAAAGGCAGAAGGAAAGGACAGGGUAGCAGACAGACUGGGGCCACCUCCAUCCCCCAAGAGGCCACGUGUCGAGGUGGUACCGCCUGGCGCCGGCCCCCCUCGUCCACCGGUUGUCGGACAGAACCAGCCUGCAGCAGCGCAGGGGGUCCAGAUGCAGCCGGGAAACCAGCCACAGUUCCAGAACGCACCGCGGCCGGGCAUGCCUGCCUGGAACAUGCCGCCGCACCCCGUCCCACACUUCGGCCCACCGCCCCACCAGCCCCCACACAGGCCGGUCAACAUUCCUGGGCCUCCACACCACGCACACCCCAACUUGCACAACGCCCACGGCCAGGUAGCACACAGGAUGGAGAGGAUGGUGGAGAUGCAGAGGGAGAGACAACGCAUGAUGCACGAGAACCUGCAGCACCUACAUCAGGGCCUGCAGAACUUAAACCAAAGAAUCCAUCAGCAGCAGCAAGUUCUGGCUCCCCACAUGCACGCCCCUCCCCCCAACCAGCCCUUCCUAUAACCCCCACCAUCCCCUCCCACGCCAAGCUGGCAUCGUUAGGUGCAAUCAAGAUGUGUCUUCCUUUUCGUCAACUUUGUAGUUUGAAAGAAGAAAGGUUGCUGGAAAUGAAGGAAAAGCGAGUGUGGCAUUGUGUCAGUCAAACAUAGUGCUCUUUCAGAAAGGGAAGGUUGCAAAGAGAACAGAAAGUUUCUUGCUCUUUGAAAAAGGAAGGAUGGCAAAAAGAACAUGAAAUUUAUUGCUCUUGAAAAGAAGAGGUUGUAAAGCAAAGAGAACAGAAAAUUUCUUGCUCUGUAAAAUAGGAAAGUCACCGAAAAGAAUGGAAUAUUUGUCCUAUGAAAAAGGAAAGGUAGCAAAAAGAACAGAAAAAUUUCUUGCUCUUCAAAACAGGAAAGGUUGCAAAGAGAACAGAAGAUUUCUUGCUCUUUGAAAAGAAGAGGUUGCAAAAAAGAAAAUUUCUUGGUCUGUGAAAAGGAGAGGUUGCAAAAAGAACUAGUGCAAUUUGAAAAGAAUGCUCACAGUCCUCUUCCAUGUGCCUGUGAAUAUUACUACUAUGGACUAGGUGCUCAGGACAGUCUGAAUCAUACACGGAUGCUGUUUAAAACUUGUAGCGUCUAGCUGAUCUUUCAAGUUGCCAGGCUGACUAAACGACUUUUUAAUGACACAUUUUUGGAGGUACUAGGUACAUGUAUGUAACACAGUGCCUUGCACAGUGCAAAUGUGUUAGUGUCUACAGUCAGAGAACCACAAUCAAGGCUGUCAAGGUCAAUUUUCAAGGUCAUUUUCUAAAUCGAGGGCGCCAUAUGGGAAGCUCUUUGUUUCUACAUUGUAUUUUGCCACCAAAAUGAACAGUUGGAUUUCCUAGUACUGUGACAAGUCUAGGCUGUCAAACUACACGUAGUCACAGAAAUAGUUAAGAAUUUGACUUAAGAACUUGUUACAGAACUCAACUUUUGUACCCUGGUAUCCUUCUCAAAUUAAAUUUGAAGCCAUAACUGGAGCCAAAUAAAAUCAUAAAUGGAAAAAACAUGACAUGAUAAGAGUGCUCAGGAGGUAGUGAAAUUUUCACCAUUUCUGUGACCACUUUUGUAUGCUAAGCAAUUUUCUUCUAAGACUAUCCAGCAAUACUACAAGCUACUGGAUGAGUUGUUUUUGAUUUUAAAAAAACAAAGCCUGAAGCAAGUUCCUUUUUCUGGCAUCAGUCAGUUCAUGAUAAAAGUUACUUUGGUCUUUGUUGGCGAGAAAUGUAUUUGUCAGAUUACCAACAAGUGUGAAUGGCUAUAAGCAAUAAAAUUUGAUUUGCAUGUUCUUGUUUCUAUGUAAAUGUGGCAAAGGUCGACACCCAAUUGUUGCAACACCUCUUGGGUACUACCACCGUAGCCUAACACAUCUUCAAAGUUAUUAUUACUCUUAUCUUGUGUUUCUGUUGCAAAAAUACAAAAAAUAUAUAUUAUAUGUAGAGAUAGACUUGACUUGACUUACAAUUUACAUGUACUAAUAUCUCUUUUUUUGUUAGAUUGUGUAUUGUUUCAGUAGCCAGUGUAUUAUUGGCUUUUCAGUGUUCUCGUUCAAGUUAUGAUUAUUUUUGUACUGUUGUUUCUAUUGUAACUAAGAUACAACCAUAUUCUACUUUUUCUGAAAGCAGAUUUGUUGAACUUUAAGCUGUAUAGGUAACUAAUCUCCAGUCUUAUUUUGAAGUUUUAGCUUCAGUGCCAGUGCCACUUACAAACAUUCUAUGCAGGAGCUUCCAAUACAUUCACUAGAAGCAAGGAGGUCUCAUUUUAAACCUCCUUGCUAGAAGCUAAAGCUGAAAUGGGUGGAUUGGAUUUCACGAGUCUACUUCAUGAGAGUGGACUCUUGCCAAAGGUUUUAUAUCACAACUAGUAACGAUGACAAAUGGACACUCCCUACUGUCUUUAAAGUUAAAACUUUUGAUCCAACACAAAAACGUUCUCUCACCUAG
Branchiostoma belcheri (Belcher's lancelet) is the source of this 4671-nucleotide messenger RNA. Its product is annotated as E3 ubiquitin-protein ligase RNF216-like. Gene Ontology annotation, molecular function: zinc ion binding. Lineage: Eukaryota; Metazoa; Chordata; Leptocardii; Amphioxiformes; Branchiostomatidae. The coding region runs from base 42 to 2711 and encodes 889 amino acids. The transcript has 24 exons. The record is from RefSeq and is a predicted model, not a curated record.